Messenger RNA from Notolabrus celidotus (New Zealand spotty), 6445 nucleotides. RefSeq names its product xylosyltransferase II (gene xylt2). Lineage: Eukaryota; Metazoa; Chordata; Actinopteri; Labriformes; Labridae. The record is from RefSeq and is a predicted model, not a curated record. Gene Ontology annotation, cellular component: membrane. Gene Ontology annotation, molecular function: protein xylosyltransferase activity. Gene Ontology annotation, biological process: heparan sulfate proteoglycan biosynthetic process; chondroitin sulfate proteoglycan biosynthetic process. The transcript has 11 exons. Bases 51 to 2708 code for a protein of 885 amino acids.
UCAGAAUGCGCCCUGAACGCGCUCCCCGUCAACUGUAGUGGUAAAAAAAGAUGGCGGCCAGCGCGCGAGUCCAGAAGCUCCUCCGACGAUAUAAACUAGCGAUAGCCGCCGCGCUGACGAUCCUCCUGGUCCAGGGUCUGGUGGUCUGGAGUCUGAGGAGUCUGGAGGAGGGAGAGUCGGAGAGAAAAACACGUCGGUCUAAGCUGCCUGAUAACAACAGCCAGGACCCAAAGAGGGACCCGGCACUGUGGGAGAAACAGAAGUCUCUGUCGGGGAGGAAUAAGGGCAGAUGGAGCCCAAAGUUAGAGAGGACUGGGGGCACAGCAGCCAGCGCGCUGAGGAGAGGGACGAACCGCAAAGGGGAGAAACCCAACCUGCGGGUGAAAUCUCCUCAAGAGCGGGGGAUGACCGGAGCAGGAGUGGACAGCGUGGUCCUCCACGAUCUUUCCAGCAGCCGCAACUUGAGUGACACACGAGGUGGUGGCAACGACGGAGUGGCUAAGAUACCCGCUGCUGCUGCAGCCGCCGCCGCCGUGCUGGGGGAGCCGGGCAGCGUGGACGGAGCGCACCAAGCCCCCAGCAGUGACUUUGUGCCCAAAUGUGACAUAAUGGGGAAGGACGCGCUGUCCGCUCUCCAUCGUGCCGGGUCGCAGCAGUGCCGCCAAGAGAUCGCCAACAUCGUGUGUCAGCAUCAGGCUGGGCAGCUCAUGCCGCAAACUCUUCCACAGUUCUGCCCGCAGCUUGGUGUUCUGAAUCCAGUCCAGGCGGUUGGCGAGCUGGACAACAGUCUGUCUUCCAUAGAGAAUCCUGUCAGAGUGGCGUUUGUGCUGAUGGUCCACGGCCGAGCUGUACGGCAGCUCAAACGCCUCAUUAAAGCCAUUUAUCAUCGUGACCACUACUACUACAUCCAUGUGGACAAGCGCUCUGGUUACUUGCAUCGGGAGGUCCUGCAGAUAGCAGAGCAGUACCCUAACAUACGAGCCACGCCCUGGAGAAUGGUCACCAUUUGGGGCGGGGCCAGCCUGCUGAAGGCAUACCUCCGCAGCAUGCAGGACCUGCUCUCCAUGCUGGACUGGAAGUGGGACUUUUUCAUCAACCUCAGUGCAACAGAUUUCCCCACCAGGACCAACGAUGAGCUGGUGUCGUUCCUCUCGCAGCAAAGAGACAAAAACUUCCUGAAGUCCCACGGGAGAGAAAACGCCCGGUUUAUCAAGAAGCAGGGCCUCGACCGUCUUUUCCACGAGUGUGAAAACCACAUGUGGCGUCUCGGCGAGCGCAGCAUCCCCGACGGCCUGGAGGUCUCAGGUGGCUCUGAUUGGUUCGCGCUCACCCGCCGCUUCGUGGAGUACGUCAUCAACUCCCAGGAUGCCCUGGUGUCGGGGCUGAAGCAGUUCUAUUCCUACGCUCUGCUCCCCGCCGAGUCCUUCUUCCACACGGUGCUCGGGAACAGUCACAUGUGCGACACCCUGGUGGACAACAACCUGCGCGUCACAAACUGGAACCGUAAACUGGGCUGUAAGUGUCAGUACAAGCACAUUGUGGACUGGUGCGGCUGCUCUCCCAACGAUUUCAAACCUCAAGACCUCAUCCGGAUCCAGCAAUUGAGUCGCCCCACCUUCUUUGCCCGUAAGUUUGAGUCCUCUGUGAACCAGGAGGCCAUAGACAUCCUGGACACUCACCUGUACGGUCAGUACGCUCCUGGCACUGUGGCCAUCAAGGCGUACUGGGAGAGUCUGUUUGAGCAGCCGGACGGCGUGACCUCACUCAGCGACAUCACUCUCACUGCUUACAUGUCAUUCUUCCGCCUCGGUCUCAAACAUCUUCAAACCUCUCAGAGCACCGUGGAGGUCUGCAGGUUUGAAGCAGUGGGCUUCCCUCUCUCAGUGCACUUGUACUUCUAUGAUGACCGUUUUCAAGGAUACCUGGUGCGUCAGGAGGUUCAAGCUGUGGGUUCAAAGGUCAGGGAGACACUGGAGAUGUGGGCGGUGCCUCAGGCCAUGCUCGUCCUUGAGACCAACCUGAAGGAGUUUGAAAGAUUGAAGAAUCUGGAAAUCGGCACAGACUGGGACCCUAAAGAGAGAAUCUUCCGGAACUUCGGCGGGGUGAUCGGCCCUUUAAGCGAACCUUUGGCAGUCCAGAAGUGGGCGCGGGGUCCGAACCUCACAGCCACCAUCGUUUGGAUCGACCCCGCUUUGGUGGUGGCGGCAUCUUAUGAUAUCACUGUGGAUUUGGAUGCCGAGUACACGCAGUACAAACCUCCACUUCAGCGCCCGCUACGACCUGGCACCUGGACCGUACGCGUAUUAAAACAGUGGGAGCGUGUGGCAGAGGUUCGAUUCCUCAUCAUGCCGUUAGCCUUCAAAGACAAAGAGCCACUACGCAAAGACGAGGACAGCUGGCUCCAUGCUGGUCCUCCAGGUAACCUGUACUUGGAGCAGAGCUUCCAGACACUGAGCUCCGUGCUGAAGCUUCCUCCUCAGGAGUCAGCCCUGCAGGAGGCGCAGCAGAAAGUCCAGCUGGUGGGUCAGAGCCUGGAGGCAUGGGUGGACAGCAGCGUGGGGGACUUCUGGGUCACAGGGGACUUGUGCACCACACAGACUUCUUCCUGUCCGGCUGUGGUGCCCUGCAACAAAACUUCCUGGAGCUCUUUGUCCCCGGACCCAAAGUCCGACAUGGGUCCUGUUAAAAGUAACGGGAGGAUCAGGUAGCAACAUGAGAGGAAGAGGGACUGUGGACUGAACUCACACUGUGGGACUGAGGGGGAGCUGGACCUGCACUGCAGAACUUAACGAGAACCUGUGUGACCUGGUGUCUUUGUCCAAGGUCGGAUCACUCCUAAGGGCACAUGAAUAACCAGACGUCUUCCUGCACUGAGGAGUUGUUUGUGUUCGGAGUGACGCAGACUGAAAUCAGGAGGGAGAGACUUCUGGAGAUUUGCACAUACAAGUAUGCGAACACUAUGUCUUCAAAACAUUUCACGUCAGUCUGGAACACGGAUUUCAGUCUGAGUCUAAAACAACCCUCUGCGCAUGUUUGAACUCGGUUUUCAGCGCUCAGUUUUCCUGAUUCUUUGAAUACAUCAGGGAGCAAACCUCACUCACAGGCUCCUCGCUGCGUCCUAUCUUCAUUUCAAGGGAGAGUGGAACCUCUGAAUCAUUUUAUUGUGCUUGUUUUGAAGCAUUUCUAUGUACAAAAGAAACAGACAAGACAGAUGAAGUGCACUUUACUGUAAGUCUAUGAUGUUACACAGAGGUCACAGGGUUAUAGGGGGAGGUGUUAGAAAGGUCACAUCACUCCUUGUUUAUUUAACAGUACACUCUGAGGCACAUACCUGCACAGACACAUCACUAAAUACCUGCAUGAGGAAAAUCCAAGUGAGGGUUCUAUUUGACUUUUCUUUUGUUUUCUGAGUCAUUUAACAUGUUUUUGUUUGUUUCUUUUCUUUGAUUGUGUGCGUCCUAAACAGGUCUAAAGUGUCAUGUUGUCUUUGAUGUCCAUUGUUGCAAAAAAAAGAAAGCCACUCUUAGUUGUUUUGCUGGUCAAAGAAAGUGCCUGUAGAGCUGCAGAGAGCAGGGUUACACUCAGAACUGGUCGUAUGGAAGACUGUUGAUGUUGAAACCUCAGAAUCAGUGAACCCUGGGGAAAGUCUGUCUGCAAUUAAUGACUAAUUUCUCCUUCGAUUUAUCUUCUGUUGUUUUUCAGGAUGAACAUAUCAACUGUUCGGUCUACAAAGUUGUGAAACUUGCUGUCUACAAUCUGUCACAGCCCACAGUGGUGUUUUUCAAUCUCUGCUUUUGUGCUCAAAACAUUUUUACACAAACACAAAACGCAGCAAUUUGUGAUGUUUAAGCAGCUAAAACCAACAAGUUCUCAAGUUUUUUUAAUAUGACAAACUGCCAAAAAGAUGAACCCAUGAUCAGAAUAUUUGGCCACCAUUUUUCUUAUUAAUGGUUGAAAUUUGCAGCUCUUCAAGAAAUGCCAAAAUUGUGAUGACAAAGUCGGGAUGAACAACCAAACUCGAAUCCAGCAAAUCGUUUUAAAAAAUGUUUUCAUCCAGAAUUUUCUGAACUCAAUCAGCUAGCUUUGAAUGGUUCAGAAAGUUUGAAUCAAAUUUUAAAGGACUUUUGAAAUGUUAAUAAUCUUUUUCUUUCUUCUUCUUCAAGAUCAAGCUAACAGCCGACUUAGCCUGACCUGAAGGCUUAAUGAAAUUAGCUCAGCAGCUCUGAUGAAGCUCAGUCGUGUGUUGAAUUAUAACACUUAGUGUAAAUAUGGUCAUUUUAAUUUUUACCACAAGUUAUGUUUGACCAUGUCUGUGUCGGAUCGAAACACUUCUUGUAUGUCCUCGUGUCGCCCCUUAAAUGAUCUGGAACAAAAGUUAGCCCUGGUCUAUCAGAUUUCUAAAAGAAGCUACAUUUUGUGUUGAAGUUGUGGAGCUUCAGAAAUACUAACAAGCAACAAAAAGCACCAAUCAGCAUCACUGAAAAAGUUUCCUGUUUUGAUGCUAAGCUAACCAGCUGCUAGAUAUAAAUAGCUGGUUCCAAUUCCUAAUUAUCCUACGAAGCGGGAAAUAAGAAGCAUUACAAGAUUGGUUUAGAUCAGGAUCCAAUUUCCAAUUUGUGUUGUUCAAAUUUGUGAGUAGGAUUGGGAUUGGGAUUACUCUGAUCCUCCUGAUCCAAGCAGAGGGCUGGAUUCAGGCCGGAUUACAGGAGCUAAAUGUAACACAGGACUUCCACCAGAUCCGUGUCCGGUCCGUCUCUGAUCCGCUGCGAUCCGGCUCCCUGCUCUCUUGUCAACACCCACCUGUUGCGUUUUCGGAACGCAGCACAGGCAGGACCGCCGUGACCAAGGUUUUUGGCAAUCACUGAAUCAACGAUUUUCCUCCUCCUGAGUGUUUUAUUCUGAAAACUAUCUGCUCUGUGCUGAAUUGAUGCGUCGUGCUCCGGCAUCCAGCAAAAAGAGAAGUCUUGCGUAUCAGAUCCGUUGUGUUCCGACCUGACGGAUCAGAGGCGCAACCGGAACGCAACGGAGCGGGUCCAGUGGGGGUUAAAAGAUUGACUAGAACAGAAACCUAUCAGAUCUGGUGCCGUGAUGGAUCGGAGACAGACUGGACACGGAUCUGGUGGAAUUUGGCCUUUAGGAGUCUUUUAAAGGGGUUCAACCGAAAUGUGUUGACGUUGAUGUUGAUUCUUCCGGCCUUUUUUUUUAGUAUUUGGCCUUUGAGUUGCCGUAUCUCGACGGCAACAUAGAUAAAGUGGAUUUCAGGGUUGCAAAUAAAAAAAAUAUCAUCCUCAAAAAAAACUUUUAAUGAGAUGGAAACGAUAUCAAACAUAAAACGAUCUAAGGCAGCUGGAUCUUUUAGUUUGUGUGGAUUAUGGCGCCCCCUGUGGACAAAGUAUGUAACACAUCUGAUUUAGAGCUGUGGUAAUCCGGAUUUGGUAAUUUAAAUCGAUGUCUGGAUCAGGUUGAUCUAAUCCAUGUUUUCUUUGAUAAAGUAGUGAGCUGGAUUACUUUCUCCUGGAUAAACUUAUCCUGGAUUACCUGAUCCUGGAUUACCUAAUCUUGGAUUACCUAAUCCUUGACAGAAGAAAAAAUUGAUUCCCAUAUCCAUAUCAUUUUGAUCCAGACGGAACAUUUUAACAACCAGACCCUGAUCAGACUGUGGAGAAGACAGCAGAUGAGUGUUUUAACCUAAAUGUGGCACUUCUCCUUUAAAUACAGGACUCUAAAUCCCAGUCAGGAUGACAGAGAGUCUGUUUGACCUCCUGUGAAUCAGUUCAAAUGCAGUAUAUCACCUGUGUCUGUGCCGUCGGCCUCACAGGUCUGUUAUUGUUCACCCUUCAAUUCCUAACGGUUCAUUUCAUUUCAGCUCUUGUGUAAACAGCUCUCUGUAUGUUUGUUUUUUAUGUUAGCUCCAUGGAGUGAAUCUAAGCUGCCUUUACUUAGUGAAAGAAGAAAUGUUUACUCCGGGAUUAAAGCUUCAAGGGACGUGCAAUGAAGCCUUGUCAGAGGAGAGUGAACCCCGUCUGUGUCUUAGUUCUUUUUUGUUUAGUAUAACGUGAUUCUGUUUUUAAUAAUAGUUUGCCACAUUAUGAGUUUUAAGUGACCUUGUUUACCUUGCACAGUCGCUUCAGUGAAGCCCAGUUUUAUUGCAGAUAAUCGGUGUAACAGAUGUUAUUUUUCUAUACUGUGUGAGAGGGAAGUGUGUGUUGUCUGUUCAUCUCCAGUGCUCUGUUAAACUAUUAAAACUGCUGUCUUAUUAAGUCGUGUUUGACAGUCACACGUGUUUAGAGGAGCAGAUCUUCUGUUUUUAUUUUUCAUGUAGGGGUUGGGAGAAUGUUUAAGUCUGGUUUGUGACUCGUGCUGCUCUGUGUGGCUUUAAAGGACUUCAGCCUGUCACAGCAUCAGCAUCCUGACAGACGAUCAAUAAAAAAAACACCUAAAUGAA